Molecule: messenger RNA, 5290 nt
Organism: Salvelinus fontinalis (brook trout)
Lineage: Eukaryota; Metazoa; Chordata; Actinopteri; Salmoniformes; Salmonidae
Exons: 8
Coding region: 1352-4894 (1180 amino acids)
Source: RefSeq, a predicted model, not a curated record
CCCUGGGGCUCCAGUCCUCUAACCCUCCAGCCCUGUUUUUUUCAGCUGUUUGGGCACACAAAAAUUGUUUUGGAGGCCGAAGUUUGGAAACCGAAGUCUGACCCUCUUCCAGCCCUCUAGUCCUCCUUCAGCCCUCUAAUCCUCCAGCCCUCGACCUCCUCCAGCCCUCUAACCAUCCUACCCUCCCUUCCUCCAGCCCUCUAGCCCUCUAAUCCUCCAGCCCUCCCCUCCUCCAGCCCUCUAACCAUCCUACCCUCCCUUCCUCCAGCCCUCUAAUCCAGCCCUCUAACCCUCCUACCCUCCCUUCCUCCAGCCCUCUAAUCCAGCCCUCUAACCCUCCUACCCUCCCUUCCUCCAGCCCUCUAAUCCAGCCCUCUAACCCUCUAACCCUCCAGCCCUGGCUGUAGCCCUGGAGUUCUGGGGACGAGGGUAUUGCCUUUUUAGGAGACACCUGAUCGCAGCCCAGUGCCUCUACACACACACAGAGGCUGCUGAUAAAGAUGUGUGUGUCCUUGUGUGUUAGACUGAGUGAGAGAGAGUGACUGGUGAUUAGGCUGAUAGAUGAGCUCAGAGCUAUGGGGGUGGGGACUGGACUGCUACCAUUCACAGUUAAAAAGAGAGAUCCAACCACGACCCCAUCCAGUUUAGGAAGGACACAUCACUAGACCAUUAGAUUACCAGACCAGAGAGCAACACAGCGUGUGACAGCGUCGGAGACCUUUAUACGUCCCCUGAGGAUAGGUGGACCAGACGGACAGUGGACUGUUUUUGUUUGCCAGCAGGCUGAGGAGAAGCUCUGUCUGUUUAACCAGAGGAACACUAUCUCAGGCUUCUAGAAGCUCCGUCUGUUUAACCAGAGGAACACUAUCUCAGGCUUCUAGAAGCUCUGUCUGUUUAACCAGAGGAACACUAUCUCAGGCUUCUAGAAUCUCUGUCUGUUUAACCAGAGGAACACUAUCUCAGGCUUCUAGAAGCUCUGUCUGUUUAACCAGAGGAACACUAUCUCAGGCUUCUAGAAGAGGACUAUAGUAUCUUGGGAGUCAGACUGUUUCUGAGAGACUCUGUCUACCUGGAGCCUGUGUCCUCUAUAACCCGUAGAGACUGUCCACCUGGAGCCUGUGUCCUCUAUAACCCGUAGAGACUGUCCACCUGGAGCCUGUGUCCUCUAUAACCCGUAGAGACUGUCUACCUGGAGCCUGUGUUCUCUAUAACCCGUAGAGAGACUGUCUACCUGGAGCCUGUGUCCCCCCCAGUCGGUAUAGAGAAGGACUGAACUAGUCUUCCUGUUGAAACCUACAUUACAGUCCUUUGUUUUAGUCCGGGUUGGUGGGCAUCUUGAACCCUAACCCUCAUGGAGAAGUUCCAGGCUGGUAUGGUCCUAGCGGGGGUGGGGGACGCCCUGGGCUACCGUAAGGGCCGCUGGGAGAGCUGCCCCUCUGGGCCACAGAUCCAGGAAGAGCUGGCCUCUCUGGGGGGCCUUGGGGCUCUGAAACUGGACCCUGACAACUGGCCCCUCAGCGAUGGAGCCCUGAUGCACAUGACCACCGCGGAGGCCCUCAUCACAGACUACUGGUGUUUGGAGGACCUCUACAGGGAGCUGGUCAGGGUGUAUGUUGAGGCCAUGGUGUCUCUCCAGGGUCGCCCUCCUGACCCAGUCACCGUGGAGGGAUGUGCUCACCUCAAACCCAACAACUUCCUGCUGGCCUGGCACACGCCCUUCAAUGAGAAAGGUUCUGGGUUUGGAGCAGCCACCAAGGCCAUGUGUGUGGGGAUGAAGUACUGGCAGCCUGAGAGGAUAGACAACCUAGUGGAGGUCAGCAUUGAGACGGGGCGCAUGACCCACAACCACCCUACAGGUUUCCUGGGCUCUCUGACCACGGCUCUGUUUGCGUCGUACGCGGUGCAGGGCAAACCGCUGGUGACCUGGGGUCGCGACCUCAUGAAGGUCCUCCCCAAGGCCGAGGAGUACUGUAAGAAGACCAUACGCCACAUGGCAGAGUACCAGGAGAAGUGGUUCUACUUCGAGGCUAAGUGGCAGUUCUACCUGGAGGAGAGAGGCAUGGAGGAGGAGGGGCAGAACAAGCCACUGUUUCCUGACACCUACAACGCUGAGGAGACAGACAAGGUGUAUAAGCGCUGGAGCUCAGAGGGCCGGGCUGGACGGAGGGGUCAUGAUGCUCCCAUGAUAGCCUACGAUGCUCUCCUGGCCUCAGGCUCCGACUGGACCCAGCUCUGCCGCCGCGCCAUGUUCCACGGAGGGGAGAGCAGUGCCACAGGGCUGAUAGCAGGCUGUCUGUACGGUCUCCUGUUCGGCCUGUCCCAGGUCCCUGAAGGGCUGCACCAGGAUGUGGACCGACGCACGCGGCUGGAGGAGCUCGGAGCCGAGCUGUACAAGGCAGCCUCCGCAGAGAGGAGCACAGAAAAAGCAGAGAGAGCAGUGAAUGCAGGGCCAUCAGGCCUCAUUGUGGACACCAGCUCCCUGAAGAAGCUGGUUUGGGACCGGACGACGCGCCCGGAGGUCAGAGGGGUUCUGGAGAGCCUGCUCCACUACUUAACCCAGGACCUGCCCAGCCGGAGCCCCACCGCAAAGCCCCCUGAGAGGUUAGGGCCGGAGGUCAGUGUGGGGUUGGAGGUGCCCCAGUUCAGCAGGUGUGGAGGUCGACCAGCAGGGGGCGACGUCUCAAGGCGCCUCACCUCUUUCCAGCUUCUCCAGGCCAAGUUCCUGAGGAACACCCCCAACCCUCCGCUCACUCACCGCCGGGAGGUGGGGGCCCUGGCACUGUCCUCCAGAGAGGGUAGAGGGGGAGGCUGUGGGAUCAGAGAGACCCAUAGUGGACAGGUUGAGGGCUGCAUUCCCAAAACAGGACGUGGAGUGAGAAAGGGGAACACUGUUAAGGAUGUGCUGGCCAGGUUUUCUGCAGCAACGCAGAAGGAGAGGGGAGGGGCCACACAGGGGGGAGGAGCGUCGAAAAGACCCCGACCGAUCGGCAAGGGGCAGCUACUGUCUGCCAUAAUGGACAAGUUUGAAACCAUGGCGACGGUGCAACGGGGAAGUGACGUGAGUUGCCUGAAGAAAAGCUCUUCUCCUGGUACCAGCUCACCUGGUAAAGUCAAAGGGACCGGUGGUCGUGUCAAAGAAUUAGUGAGUCGUCAGGAAGAAGAGGGACAACAGUGCUUAGGUCAACCAGGUCAACCUGUCAAAGGUCAGAGUUCAGUGAAGCAACAGGUUAAGAGUAAAGGCUGGGGACAGCAGAGGAAAGAGAACCCCUCUGGAGUGCAGGGAGGAGAUAGAGGGUCAGAGAAGACAGUAGCUGCUCUGAAGGAUUCACCUCAACACAGAAAAGGGAGGAACUGGAAUCAGAAGGUGAAAGGUCACUCUGUAGUCAAUAAGCAGAUAAGGGGUCCAGGUUCAGAUCAAGAAGCUGAAGGUCAGAUUCAGGAUUCAAUUAAGGAGGUAGAAGUUUGGGGCGCUAACCAACAGGUAGAGACUCUGGGUAUGAACCAACAGGUAGAGACUCUGGGUAUGAACCAACAGGUAGAGACUCUGGGUAUGAACCAACAGGUAGAGACUCUGGGUAUGAACCAACAGGUAGAGACUCUGGGUAUGAACCAACAGGUAGAGACUCUGGGUAUGAACCAACAGGUAGAGACUCUGGGUAUGAACCAACAGGUAGAGACUCUGGGUAUGAACCAACAGGUAGAGACUCUGGGUACGAACCAACAGGUAGAGACUCUGGGUAUGAACCCACAGGUAGAGAUUCAGGGUAUGAACCAACAGGUAGAGACUCUUGGUACGAACCAACAGGUAGAGAUUCAGGAUACAAACCAAGAACAGAUUGUUAGCUCAGGUCAAAGACUAGAAGGCCAUGGUUCAGAGGUUGACAAGGAGCUAAAGGUUCAGAGUGAAAACAUUGAAGUUAAGGCUUCAGUGGGUCAGAAAGUGGUGGUACAGGCUUCACAUCAGGAGAAUCAGGAUCAAGACAGUGAAGUUGAAGUUUCAGGUCAGGAGGUCAAGGCACAGGUUACAGGUCAGGAGCUCAAGGCACAGGUUACAGGUCAGGAGGUCAAGGCACAGGUUACAGGUCAGGAGGUCAAGGCACAGGUUUCAGAUCAGGAAUUAAAGGUACAGGAGCUCAGCUAUGUGCAGGUAGAGCUGCUCUGCUCUGCUGCAGUGGUCCAGUGGUCUCCCCCAGCACCCCAGGUAGAGAUGCCUGAGAUAGAGGCCUUGCAGUCUGGGUACCUGGCAACGCUGCUCCCUUGUCCUCCUGUGUGGGCCCUAGCUUCCUCUGUGGAUCCACCAGCACAGAAAUACUCAGGGUUAGGGUCCAAAACCAGGACCCUGGAAGGCUCACAUCUCUCCUACCCCUGGAGAAAACAGUACAUGGAUCCACCCCAACCCCGGUCCACCCAGAGAGGCCAGCCCAGAUACCCCAUCCCUAGGGGGGCCCACGGCUCAGAAUCAGAACCAUCGGAACUGGGCCAGGCCCAUAACACCAGCCUCUCACCCCCACCUUCUGAAUCUACGACCCCUGAUGUCAUGACCUCUGUCCCCACAACCCCUGAUCUUGACCUUUGCUUCCUGCCAUCAGCGCCCACAACGUCCAACCAGGAGCCCCGCCCACAUGAAGCCAAACAGGAAGUAAAUGUCCCCAUGGCACUGCAAAGUGGGGAUGGGGAGGUGACAUGUCAGGAGGGGGAGGGGCAGGGUAGCGCUGAGAUGUCACACAAAGAUGAUGUCAUCACUAUGAGUGGUUCAACUGUUGCAGAGCCAGAAAGACUACAGACAGAAAAGCAGGAGAGACCAAAGUACAGGACGUUAAACUACGGCGACCCUUCAGCGAAACUGAUUUAUAAACCCAAAAUCAUCCGAUUCACAGAUACCUUUAAUUUCUAAGUCACUCGUUCACUCACUCUGACUUCAGUGAUGCGUCCGUCUGUGGAAGAUAAAAGCUUUCUGAACUUUCUCUCUCCUCACAGUGAAACACAACACACCUUCAAGGUCAUGCUAGCUAUCCCAUGUGUUGCUGUCCUCUGAAAGCUGUGGUGUUGCAGGAAGCAGCCUACGCUCUACAUGUGGUGAUUACUCAGAAGCUGUGUAAUGCUCUAAGUAGAGUAGUGUGUGUGUGCGUGCGUGUGUGUGUGUCGUCCGUACUGUAACAGUGGAAAGACAAACAGAACAGCGGUGUUAAACAUUGACUAAGCCUAAUCUUUAGAAUGGGAUUUUCUUGGAAAACAAUGUGAAGCAAUAAUAUCAGGACUUAAACUGUAGCUAUGACAACCGAGUCAAAUG